AUGAAUCCUCUAAAGUAUGUCAUGUCAAAACUCGUCCUAUCGGACAGACUCGCAAGGUGGUACCUGAAAUUGCAGCAAUUUGACAUAACAUAUAUUCCACAAAAGGCUGUGAAAGGACAAGUUCUAGCUGAUUUCUUGGCGGAUCACCCUAUUCCUGCAGAGUGGGAGUUAUCCGACGACCUACCCGAUGAAGGUGUUCUUGUGAUUGAAGUUAGUCCUCCUUGGAAGAUGUACUUUGAUGGAGCUUCUCACAGUGAAGGAGCGGGCGCCGGAGUAGUAUUCGUCACAUCCAACGGCGAAGUGUUGCCUCACUCGUUUACAUUAACACGAAAUUGCUCUAUCAAUGUUGCUGAAUAUCAAGCUCUUAUCAUUGGACUAGAAAUGGCAGUUGAUAUAAAACAACUAAAUUUGGAGGUAUAUGGAGACUCCAAGUUGGUGAUCAAUCAAAUACUCGGAUCAUACGAAGUAAAGAAGCUCGAUUUACUCCUUUAUGUGGAUUAUGCUAAAAGACUUAUCGGAUACCUUGGUGAUGUGACGAUAGAACAUGUGGCGAGAAAGGAUAACAAACAAGCGGAUGCAUUGGCAAAACUUGCUUCUACUUUAGCCAUGCCCGAAGACGGAGCUCGUAUAUCAAUUUUUAAGAGGUGGGUCGUACCACAAAUCUUUGAACAUGAAGAAAUUGAAGAAGACGAAACUCGAGUGGUUUACGUGUUUGAAAUCGAGAAAGAAGAUUGGCGUCAAUCAUUUGUGGAUUACUUGAAGUACGAGAAGUUGCCUAAUGAUCCACGUCAAAGAGUUGAUAUUCGACGCCGAACGGCUCGUUUCAUCUACUACAAAGAUACACUUUACAGACGUUCAUUUGAUGGAGUCUUCUUGAGAUGUUUAGGUGAUGACGAAGCAGUUCAAGCCAUAGAAGAAGCUCAUUCCGGAAUUUGCGGCGCCCAUCAGUCAGGACCCAAAUUACAUUUCCGAGUAAAAAAAAUGGGUUAUUAUUGGCCAUCUAUGAUAAAGGAUUGCAUGGAGUAUGCCCAAAAAUGUCAACCUUAUCGAUUUCAUGCAAACUUUAUUCAUCAACCGCCGGAGCCAUUACACCCUACUGUUGCCUCAUGGCCCUUUGAUGCUUGGGGUUUGGAUGUGGUUGGACCUAUGACAAAGUCUUCCGCUGUACAUCUCUAUAUCUUAGCAGCAACAGACUAUUUUUCCAAAUGGGCUGAAGCAGUGCCUCUUCGAGAAGUAAAGAAGGAGAACGUUGUCGAUUUCAUCCGCAUCACCAUCAUCUACCGUUACGGAGUUCCUCGAUAUGUGAUCACAGACAACGGAAAGCCAUUCUGCAACGGUGUGAUAGAUAAACUUUGUGAAAAGUUUGGCUUCAAGCAAAGAAAGUCUUCAAUGUACAACGCUGCCGCCAAUGGACUCGCCGAGGCCUUCAACAAGACUUUAUGUAAUUUGUUGAAGAAAGUGAUUGCCAAGUCAAAACGCGAUUGGCACGAAAGGAUGGGGGAAGCUUUAUGGGCCUAUAGAACAACUUAUAGAACAACUACUCACGCCACUUCUUAUGCGUUGGUGUACGGAGUAGAAGCGGUCUUGCCUCUUGAAAAAAAAAUUCCGUCAUUAAGGAUUCCUGUACAGGAAGAACUCACUCAAGAAGAAAUUGCCCGUUUGCAUCUUGCAGAAUUGGAAGCUCUUGACGAGAAAAUAUUAGAGGCACAACAAAGUAUUGAAUGCUACCAAGAUCGUCUUUCUAGGGCGUUUGACAAGAAGGUGCGGCCGAGAUCGUUUCAAGUUGGAGAUUUGGUACUUGGCGAUGGAGGCCCAUCAUCGUCACUCACAAAACAGAAAAUAAUAUGA
Messenger RNA from Erythranthe guttata (spotted monkey flower), 1848 nucleotides. NCBI's taxonomy places the organism in Eukaryota, Viridiplantae, Streptophyta, Magnoliopsida, Lamiales, Phrymaceae. The record is from RefSeq and is a predicted model, not a curated record.